AUGCCUAGGGAACUCAUCACACUACAGGCCGGACAGUGCGGCAACCAAAUUGGAUCUCACUUCUGGGAGCACCUGUGUCGCGAGCAUGGUAUCGCCAAGGACGGUACCUUGGAGGAGUAUGCUGCCGAGGAGCAGGGUGGCGAUCGCAAAGAUGUCUUUUUCUACCAGGCAGAUGACGAGCACUACAUUCCAAGAGCCAUUUUGGUGGAUCUCGAACCACGAGUGAUCAACAAUAUUCUAUCAGGGCCGUACAAGAAUCUGUACAAUCCAGAAAACAUCUACAGCAGCAAGACGGGAGGAGGUGCAGGAAACAACUGGGCGCAGGGGUAUGCGGCGGGCGAGAAGAUUGCGGACGAGCUCAUCGAGAUGGUCGAUCGAGAAGCGGAUGGCAGUGACAGCCUCGAGGGUUUCAUGCUCAUGCACUCGAUCGCGGGUGGCACAGGUUCCGGUCUUGGCUCCUUCCUGCUCGAAAGGCUCAACGACGCAUAUCCGAAGAAGCUCAUUCAAACCUACAGUGUCUUUCCCAACUCGGAAGAGACAUCUGAUGUCGUUGUGCAGCCAUACAACUCGCUUCUCUCGAUGAAGCGUCUCACAAACAACGCCGACAGCGUCAUCGUCCUCGACAACGCAGCCCUCAGCAGGAUCGCUGCAGACCGACUCCACCUUCAGAACCCGAGCUACAGCCAGACCAACCAGCUCGUUGCUACCGUCAUGGGCGCGUCGACCACCACGCUGCGCUUCCCCGGAUACAUGAACAAUGACCUCGUCGGCAUGAUCGCGUCACUCAUUCCGACACCGAGGGCGCACUUCCUCAUGACCUCAUACACACCAUUCACAUCCGACAACGUUGAGCGAGGCAAAGCAACCAUGAAGACCACCGUGCUCGACGUCAUGCGUCGUUUGCUACAACCCAAAAACCGCAUGGUCAGCACCCUUGGCGCCUCCAAGUCGAGCUGCUACAUCUCCAUCCUCAACAUCAUCCAGGGCGAAGUCGACCCUCGAGACGUGCACAAGUCGCUGCUGCGUAUUCGCGAACGACACCUUGCCAGCUUCAUCCCAUGGGGACCCGCUUCGAUUCAGGUCGCUCUGUCCAAGCGAAGCCCCUACGUGCCCAGCUCGCAUCGCGUCAGUGGUCUCAUGCUCGCCAAUCACACGGGAAUCGCCAGCUUGUUCAGAAGAAUGGUGGAUCAGUACGACAGGCUCAGGAAGAGAAGCGCCUUCUUGGAGAUGUACAAGCGCGAGCCGAUGUUCGCCAACGACCUGUCCGAAUUCGACGAGGCCAGAGAAACCGUGGCCGAGCUCAUGGCCGAGUACAAGGCCGCCGAGAGUCCGGAUUACAUCACAGGCCAGCCAGAUGAUCUCUGA
Molecule: messenger RNA, 1365 nt
Organism: Pseudozyma hubeiensis SY62
Lineage: Eukaryota; Fungi; Basidiomycota; Ustilaginomycetes; Ustilaginales; Ustilaginaceae
Exons: 3
Coding region: 1-1365 (454 amino acids)
Biological process (GO): cytoplasmic microtubule organization; mitotic sister chromatid segregation; mitotic spindle organization
Cellular component (GO): microtubule; cytoplasm; gamma-tubulin complex
Molecular function (GO): structural constituent of cytoskeleton; GTP binding
Source: RefSeq, a predicted model, not a curated record